Messenger RNA from Spizellomyces punctatus DAOM BR117, 2196 nucleotides. RefSeq lists its product as uncharacterized. The record is from RefSeq and is a predicted model, not a curated record. Gene Ontology annotation, biological process: poly(A)+ mRNA export from nucleus. Gene Ontology annotation, cellular component: nucleus. Lineage: Eukaryota; Fungi; Chytridiomycota; Chytridiomycetes; Spizellomycetales; Spizellomycetaceae. The transcript has 12 exons. Gene Ontology annotation, molecular function: RNA binding; protein binding. The coding region runs from base 117 to 2063 and encodes 648 amino acids.
AGAAUUCCGCUUGGUAGAGUGUGAAUGUGAUUGGAAGCCAGUCCGCUUAUUAUUCUCCGUCUCCCAUACACGAUUCUCACCGUUUGCUAGAGUGCAUAGACUGCGUGUUCUCGCAAAUGAGCUUCCAGGGAGGACGACGAGGGCAAUCUUACGGUUCAGAUCGUGGGCCUCGUGGGGGCUACGGCGACCUUGGAGGAGGAGGAGGUUACGAUAGACGGGGAAGAGGACGUGGGAGAGGUUACGGUGGGCGAGGGACCUACCAAGGAACUGUAGAAGACAAGGAUGGAGAUAUCAUGAUGGGGGAUUCGGCUGAGCAAGAUCAACGUCGUUCGAGACAGAGCCUUCCCUACAACCGGCCCCGUCCAUCGUCUAGCGCAUCACAUAGUUUUAAUGGGGAUGUUGCACAAGUCCAAGUCAGCAAUGUUCCGCCGGAAACUGGGGCUCCAGGACUCAUGGCAUGGUUAUGUCGGCGAGCGGGUGGACCUGUGACCAUUGUUCAUACUGAAGUCCAAAGGAAUUCGAUCGUAUUCACGACUCAAAACGCCUUGCAAGCUCAAACGUUAGCGAAACUCAGCGGCGUGAACUUCCUCCAACAUAAGCUCAUCAUUACCCAAGGAGGAGGUGGUAGCAUGCAAUCUCACCCAUCAAGAGGCGUACCAGGCGACACCUCCGGUCGGACAAAUAUCAUUGACGCAUUUCGGAUGCUUAUUCGAUCUCGAUAUCGCCCUGAGAACAAAUUUCUGGAUUUGGAAAAUAUGGUAUCGGACCCAAUUAUGCAAAAUGCUGGAGUGCGUGGCUUUGAGGCGGAAUCAAAAAUGGGAGGAGUAAUAUGUAAAAUGAUCGGCGAAUUGUGCCCUGAUGUAUCAACCAUAUCGUUUGCUUCGAAUCGCCUUACAACCCUUCAACACGUUUCGAACCUCCCCAAACAUGUCCCCAACGUAACCGCCCUAUCUUUCCAAGAUAAUCAACUGAGAUCUUUCAGGGAUCUCGAACCCCUGAAAGGAGCGGAUCUUCCACAUCUAAGAGAAUUGCUGCUGAUAGGCAACCCAGUGAGAGACAAGGAAGUCGCAAAGCCAGGCGGCGAGAUUGUAUAUCGAAGCGAUGUGAAGAAAUUAUUUCCUAGUAUUGAACUCCUUGAUAUGGAGCCAGUGAUAGGCGAUAUCACGUUCGCUGUCGAUGCCAUGUCUGUAGAGCUGCCAUUAAGCGUCAAACCCGGCUUUAUGGAUUCCCCCGCAACCGCUGCGACGGCAACCGACUUUGUGCAAAAAUUCUUGAGAUCUUUCGACGGCAAUCGAGAGACUCUUUUUGAUGUCUACCAUGAUCAAGCAUGUUUCUCCCUCAUGGUGGAUAACCGGAGUCGAGGCACCAGUAACAAACAACACUAUUUCGAUACAUGGCGAAAUUUCAAUCGCAAUCUGGACAAAGUAAAGGAUGCAGGACAGCGCAUUAACACCGUGCAUCGCGGCGCAACAGACAUCAUUGGAAUUUUCAAACGACUUCCCAAGACACAGCAUCCCAUAGAUCAACCAGAGGAUCACAGAAAGCUCUUAAUUGAGGCUUACCAAACGGGCGGCGGUGCCGGGGCCAUGCUGUUUGUGAUGGUCCACGGAGAGUUCAAAGAGGCUGAUAUCCGAACGUAUCGAAGUUUUGACCGUACCUUCAUCAUCGUACCCGCAGUGCCAGGGAGCAGAUCUGCAAUGGCUGGACUACCGUAUAGUGUUGUAAACGACCAACUCACGGUGCGAGCAUGGGCGAGUAAUCGUGCGUGGGUGCAGCCGACCGACAAAGCGACAUCAGGCGAAAUUGCACAGACUCCCGCCGUAAACGGUUCAGUACCGGCGCCGCAAUUGCCUGAUAUUGCCACAUUGAGAGCAUUACAAUUGCAGCAUGGAUUGGAUGAUGCCAGGCAGAAUCUGGUGAUUGAGUUUGCAAAAGCCACGGGCUUAAAUUAUAAGUUUAGUUUCCAAUGCUUGUCCGAGACGGGAUGGUCAAUGCCGAAUGCGAUGGAUGCAUUUCAACGCGUCAAGCAUAACAUUCCGCCUGAAGCGUACAGAUUGGUGUAAAAUGUAAAGAAAGCGGACACUUUAAUUCGAUGGGAAGAGAACGAGUUGAAGGGAGAUCGUUUAGGUUGUGUAUAUAUUCCCUCCCACCACCCAAGGCAUUAGAAAUACGAUUCAUUUUAUUCUAGCCCUUCUC